Dreissena polymorpha is the source of this 9627-nucleotide messenger RNA. RefSeq lists its product as uncharacterized. The transcript is spliced from 42 exons. NCBI's taxonomy places the organism in Eukaryota, Metazoa, Mollusca, Bivalvia, Myida, Dreissenidae. The coding region runs from base 491 to 6754 and encodes 2087 amino acids. Gene Ontology annotation, molecular function: calcium ion binding. The record is from RefSeq and is a predicted model, not a curated record.
GGUUGUGUGAAACUGUCGACAUGCAGGAUACAUGGCAAAAGUUGUUUCUUAUUAAAGGAGAAAAAUAUAUGUGAGACUCGCGCUAUGAAAUACGAUUAUUAGUUGACCGCCGGUAACUGUCUCGCCAAAGUAUUGUUUGUAAACCUAGGCAUAAUACGGAAUUUAAGUUUGUAUUGGUUUAUAUGUGCUCAUAUUGUACAAUAGAUUGUGUUGAAGAUUCUGGUGUGGAAUUAAACAAAACAAUCGACCAAAUUUCCGACGUAGCGUUAAAAUGCUCUGACAUUAUUCCAUACACGCGGUUUUUAUGAUUAAGUGAUGUUACAAAAUAACAUAUACACAACUUAUUGCAAAUCAACAAACGAACCUUCUAAACAAAUUUACAUAAAACCUACGCGUUGAAUGGGUGAUACAUUUUAAAGAAACGUAAAUAAGUUAAGAUAGAAAUAGAGCAAGAAUAAGUAUUGACAAAGCCGAAUUAGUGAGAUACAGAAUGGCAAAAGCAUUCGGCUUGUUUCCAAUAAUUGUGUUUUUGUUGACUGAUCCAAUGAAAAUCAACGAAGCGAACGCUGUAAACAUCGGGACCACCACCGAACUCUGUGCAAAAUUUCUUACCGAUAAGAAUCGCAUUUCGCUUAGCACCGCAAAGAAGGAUGCAGUAACCCCUUGCGCAUGCACGGAGUAUGAUAUGGCGCAGGACGCUAUGUUUGAAAUGCGCGGGAAUUGCUUUGAGGAAUGGCAGUUCAACGAUGGCGUGAAGCAAAGAUGCUGUUACAGCCAAAGUGGUAAAUUGCUUACCGGAUAUCCUGACGGUGGGUUUGUUAUAAUGGAUGGAAUGGUAAUUUCAAUUGAUGAAGUCCACAGCGCCUGUUGUCUUGGCAAUAACCAAUCCGUAUGCAUGGCGUAUUACGACAUUUACCCCACGGAUGAUUGCACACGAUACGAGAAACCCUUGCCAGCUCUGUCUUGGGGCGAUCCGGUGAUACAGACAGUUGGCAGCCCGUCCUACAAUUACUCAUUCAACGGUCACGGAGAAUAUGUGUUCCUGAAAUCAAACAAUGGACUAGAAAUUCAGACACGGUUGGAUUACAUGCUUCAAGAUAAUAAUGAUUCAACAAUAUUCACAGCAGUCGUGUUUAAGGUUCAAAACGAGUCCAUCCAGAUCGAAUUUGACCGAUCUACAAAAAGCCUAUCUCUUUACUUUGGCAACGCGACCCUUUGGAAGAAAACGGGCGAAUGCACCUCUUCAGAUCCCAUACAGAUAACUAAAUUCUUUCUCUCAUGUUUGCGACAACCAGCAGUUGGGUUUCGUGUUUUACCUAAAUUGGCAUUGAACAACAUGGCUUUGGAGAUGUCAACGGAGGGAACAUUUAUGAAUAUAAAGGUAACGUCAACCGAAAAACUAAAAGACAUGAAAGGUCUAGCUGGAAAUGUUCUUAAUGGAUCGUAUGUCUCACAAAAUGGCACAAAAUACCCUGAUAAUUCGAGCGAAGCUGACAUGUUUUACUACGGAGAGUCAUGGUCGAUCAGGGGGAUUUGCAAUCAGUCAAAUUUUAUGUAUAAUUUGACUGGAGAAAAUGAUAGAAACUGCAGCUUCUACAACUCUUUUUCAAAGCCUCGAUUCCUUGAAAGUUAUCUUGGCAAUUCAACCCUUUUAUUUUCGGCGUGCCAUAAAUCAAAUUUUACAGCUUUUGAGACAACUUGCUGGAAUACCUGGGAUAAUCAAACAAACAGAGAAUGUAUGCUCACAAUUGCAAGAACGUGCAAUAUUACACUUGGGAAAGCUAUACAUGACGAGGUUGUAAGACAGCGAAACGAAUUACUUAGAAAAUUAAACAAUCCUCCUCACUUUCUGGAGACGAUGCCGAAUUCAACUAAGCUUAUUUAUAGGAACACCACGUUUAGUCUUAAUUUAUCGUCUGAAGCGUCGGAUGAGAAUAUGGGCAGUCUUCGGUUUGAGAUCCAACCAAUGCUGAAUGAAAUGAUACUAACCGAUGGCAUAUUUUUUAAAUGGAAAGUUGGGACUUCUUUAAGAAAGAACAAAAAUAGAACACUUCGGUUUAUUGUAUAUGACGAGUUCAACAACACAGACGACCACGCAGUUCACUUGUUUUAUUGUGGGUGUGAAGAACCAGAGGAUUGCAGAUUCGAAACCAAAGAUGAUGAUACUGCUGAAUGCAGCUGUAAAAAUAAAUAUUGGACAGGGGAUUUCUGUGAAAUCCAAUCGUAUCCCUGCCUAGAAUACAAAUGCUGUAAUCCGGAAAAAUGUAAUAACAACACAUAUGAUGGAAGUCCGUGUGCUUCUUGCCCCGAUGGGUGGUAUGAUCCAAUACCAGGCUUAUCAAUCCAGACAUGUCUUGAUUUAAAUGAAUGCAAUGAUACCAGCACAUAUAAUUGCGACCAUAUAUGUAACAAUUUGGAUGGUUCAUAUAAUUGCUCGUGUUACGAUGGAUACAUUUUGAGCAACGAUAACCAUACAUGCUUAGAUAUUGAUGAGUGUGCCUCUGGCAAAGGUUCUUGCACGAAAUCUAAGGAAACUUGUAUGAACCUGCCUGGCAAUUACACAUGCGUUUGCAACGCGGGAUAUACAAAGAAGAGCCCUGGCGCCGAAUGCACCUCUAUUGAGGGUAAAAUGUACUUUGGAUAUAUCGAAUACGUUCCGCCACAAGCGCCUACGCAAACAAAUGCAACUCUUCAGGCAGGAAUACAGUCUACAUCGAACUUUUUUAGUCAAAAUUUAACCGGAACGGAUAACUUCAUAUCCAUUGAAAUCUACCAGAUAUUUGUGACGGCGACCAAUAUCCAUUUGGAUUUCAUUUUACAUAUGAACUCUAUCCUCCUUUUAACGGAUGUUGAGGAUAAAAUCCUGAAAUCAUUGAAGAACAAAGACAUGAUGCUGGAUUCAACACCUCUGGGGAAAUCCGUAACUGUGAACAUAAAAUCUCCGGAUCAAGGUGGCCUGUGUGAUGUUGUCCCGAAGCGCACGGAUUGUCAUGAACAAAGCACACACUGUGUCAAUAGAGAUAUCACUCAAGAUUACUAUGACUGUGACUGCAACUUUGGUUACCAUAAACCCAGUUCUAGCAAAAGCAAAAUUUGUGAAGACAUAGACGAAUGUCAACUAUUCGAUACGAAUAAAACGAAAAAUGAACGAUGCGUUCAUGGCUUCUCGUGUUACAAUUUGUAUGGGUCCUGGAAUUGUACAUGUCCGGAGGAUAGACUCUGGAUGUCGGUUGGUACACCAGAAUAUCCUGUGUACCGAUGUCAAGGCAACCACAGUUAUUUAGGAAACAUCUCAUUUAUUUGGGACGCACAAGAUGGAGAGAUAAACCAAUCAGUCAUAAAGUCUUUCUUGACGUCACAGAUCACAACAGUUUUUACAAAUAAGUCAUUCGAUCAGAAUCAGACGAUAACCGUUUCCUCCUUGUAUGUUUCGGUUACUAUUUUGGACAACACAUCGCAUUCCAAAUUACCAUAUUUCAAUAUGUAUAUGUUGACCUACGAGUUUCGCAUUCGUAUGGGUGACCCAGUCAGCACUUACCGCCUACAACGAAUCGGAAGUGAACGGUUCAAGAACAACGAAAAAAUAGGAGUCGCCACUUUCCAAAAUAUCACGUUUUUCAAUGAAUCUGACAACGAACUGUGCAGGCGGAGUAAAGAAGGUAACUGCGACAACCGGACAACAGAAUGUAAACAAGAAAAUGGAACAACAUCGUGUGAGUGUAAAAAAGGGUUCCAGCCACAUGCAUACACCAAAUAUUUCUGCGAAGACGUCAAUGAGUGCAAUUCGCAUGAAUACACUUGCUCUGGCGGAGGCACGUGCCAGAACUUGGAAAGCAACUGGACGUGUUCGUGUCCUCCUUAUACGAAACUCCUUAACGUGAGCGAUACCUACAAAGAAUGUUCAGACGAGGCUUAUUACAAUUGUGUAUCCGAGGCUUUUAAAGAAUUCACUUGUUCAAACGGAAACAAGUCAUGCAACAACUCAGUUUGGUCCUGCGAUUGUGCACAUGGCUAUCAUUUGGAAGGUUCAAACCAUUCAUCCACGUGCACGGAUACAGAUGAAUGUGGCAUAGGAAAUCCGUGUGGACAAGGAAACUGCAGCAAUACCUACGGGGGCUAUUCUUGCAAAUGUGAAAGUGGGUUUCUAUUUGAUGAAAUCAAAAAGUCGUGCAUCGAUAUAAACGAAUGCGAUUCAGAAAAAUACAUCUGCCGAAAUGGCGACUGUAGAAACCUCAACGGUAGUUAUGAAUGUACUUGUAAAGCCGGAUUUAGAGAAGAGUACAGAGGUUUCACUGCAACAAUUUGCGUUGAUAUUGACGAAUGUACAAACAAGUCGUACUCAUGCGGCACAAAAGCAACUUGUACAAACUUCGAUGGCUUGUUUACAUGCGAUUGUCCCCAUGGAUAUAAAAAUAAUACAUCUGAUAACAUUAGUUACACUUGUAUAGAUAUUGACGAAUGCAACAAAACCGAAGAUUUUCAAUGUAUCAACGGUUUUUGUAAUAACACUGACGGACACUGGGAUUGUGUGUGCGACGUGUCUAAACGCGCACAUGUCGUCAACGAGAGUUACAUUGAAUGCCGGGACGUAUUCCAGUAUCUGGUUCAAUUCGAAGUACGGAUUCUCUAUGACCCGUACAAGUCAGCUAAAUCUGAAGAGUACAUUCAAUCAAGCCUUAUUAAAAUGCUUUCAGAUAUCGUGAAUGGUUCCAUGAAUGGCAGUGUAUUAUUCCCCGUAGAAAUAAUACCAGAAAGAUACCACUAUUUAGAGGAUAGAAAGGAUACUAUUUCAGUUACCGUCAACGUCAUAACUAUCAAAAGUUACGACGCAGGCUUUUUAAAAAAUAAUUUCGAAGCCAGUCUCAAUAAGUCUGCUCUUUUAACCACGCCAUCUGGGAUUUCAGGAGUUGUGUCAUUAAAGAAAGAAGGAGCUCCCGCUGAUCUGUGUACACUUGGGAUUUUAAAGAAUAAUUGCGAUCCCAACUCUACGAAAUGUAAACAAAACAACGACACUGUUAAAUGCCAGUGUCUAGGAGGGUUUGAAAACCGAACGAAUAUUGAAGGCGUUGUAAAGUGCUAUCAAAGAAAAGACCCAAAAGGUGAUUAUUCGUAUCUUGUUUCGGCCUAUAUUACCACAAACAAUACCAGCAAUAUCAGCAGUUAUGAGUUUGAGAUAGCGGUACAACUGCAGUUAAUGGCAGUAUACUCAAAAAUGUUCCCGGAACAAAACGUCUGGGUGGAAAUACUUUCGAUAAAUGGACCACACAUAACCAGUUUAAGACACAGACGAUCGGAUCCGCCCAAUAAUAUCAAAGUUUCCGUUGAGCACAUUCUUCAUAAAAGCAUACCAGAAAACAAAACAACAUGGGAUUCGAAAGUUGAGACGUUUAAAAAUAUAACAAGAAACCAAACCAGUGAUGCUGGCUUCGAGCCAAUUUCUGCUUUUCCAGAGCUUCCACUAUGCAAUGUUUCUAAGAUGUGCAACACUAGAUCAACUAAAUGCAAUGACGUAUCGGGUCACAUUCAAUGCGAAUGUCUGCCGGAAUUUGUCAAUAACACGUUAGUUAUAGAAAACGGAACCUUGAAUAAGCAUUACGAGUGCUAUAAAGCAGACGAUGAACCGAUAUUUACGUCAGUCCAAACGACGUCACCAACGACGUCAACGUUGUCAACUUCAGUAAUUAGUGCCAGUUAUACAGAUAAUACGCAUUCCAAAUAUAGCGUUAUAAGUGUUACCGAUACUUCACCACCAGCGACAGCGUCGGCAAGUGCAAGUUAUACUCUUAAAACGGAACCAAGUGUACAGACCAUUGGAGGCCAGACAUCCACAUCUUCUGCCGGGGCAACACAUUCAACAACAACCGAGAUAGACGUCGAUGUUAAAAAUAACGACAACUCCAACGCAUCUAGCCACACCGCUUUAAUUGCAACAGGCGCAAGUCUUGGCAGCGUCGUCCUCAUAUUGGCGAUCGUCGUGAUUGUUGUGUGCAGGUUACGGAGUAAGAAGGCACAAGAUACAGAACGGAUAAAACUGAGGGAGCUAGAGAAGGAGCGCAGGAACGGUUUCGAUAACUCUCUGUUGGGCAGGAACUACCUUCGCUCGGAUUCAAAGCAGAACUCCAUGAAUGAUUUAAGAGAACCAGACCGGGAAACAGACCGUGACGAUAGGCGGAAUUCCUACUAUGGUGGCCCAUUCAAGCCGAUCGAACCAACUCACACAAGACCGUUCAAAUCGGCCGAACCCGAGCCGAUCUGGGACCGUAACGGCCAUGUGCCAGGUUUAAAAGGUCGCACUGGCUCCCUGCCUGAUAUAAACGGCCAUGUAGACAUGAGAAUGGCACCGGAAACCAGGAGAAUGUCGCAGCCGAGAAAUUCCGAUCCGCUUUACUCGUCUCCGAGAAAGGAUAAAGAUCCGACACCAACGCAGAAACCCGUUGAUAAUUACAGACAAAACAUGGUUCGAGUGUUUCCUGAAUCUGGUGAGCGAUUGCCGAGAGUAAAAACCAAUCAAUUCCCGCGAAAAAAUGCAAACGGACGGAUUUCUUCGGAACCCGAUUACUGUGACGACCCGCCACUGUCACCAAAGCCUGAUUAUAAUGGAAGACCACGUGACCGUGCGGAUGCAUCACGCGACAGUGGUUUGAAUGGCUUUUCGCGCAGCAGCGGAAGUCCAGAAGUUCAAAGGUCACGUGAGAGCUUUGGUUACGGAAGUUUAGGGCGUGGUCGAUACCGCAUGGAAGAUACACCUUUUUGAGCAUGUAUUCAUCACAUGACGUCAACCCACUUGAACAUGUUUAUUUUUUAUCAUUAUUUUCCGUUUUGAAGAAACAUACACUUUGCCGUAUAUAAAGGGACUCUUAAGUUAGUAUCUUCUGCUUAUGCAACUGGUGUUUCACUUUGUUUAUAUAAGAAAGCUUUCAGUGGACAAGUAUCAAAGCAAUGAAAGCAAUCAAUACGGACAGGACGCUGAAAGUCCAAACAUCUUUAACGGUACAUCUAGUUUUAAACCAAAAAGCUACGCUGCUGGAGAGUCCUUAUUAGAUACUAGUUUUCUUCGUUGAAAUGGGUAAUUAGCGUUUUCCAAUUAUAUAAAACAUGUAUAUCUUAACCUUAUCAUUAGCAUUAGUAGUAUUACCAUUUUGAACGGAUAAGGGCUUCAUCAGGUUUAAUGUUUGCGGUUCAUAUACCUUUUCUAGGAUUACGUGAUAUGAAUGUAAUCAUUUACAAAAGAGACACUGUUACAUACCGUCUGCCCAUUAAAUCACGGAGGUCAUCGAAAGAGUUAUCAAUAUAACAUAACAUUACGUUUGAGUAAAUGGAAAGUGUGUGCAGUCUACUGAGCAAAGACUCGAAACGAAUACAAUGAAUUAUAAAUGAUACAAGUCGAUAAAUCCGCACUUAAACAUUUUGUAAUUUAAUUUAUAUAUAAUCAACAAAUGCGUUAAAAUAUUACCAUUGCUGACAGGUCAGUUAUACAUUUUGUUGAAAUUAUUUCGUAAUUGUCACUUUUGCCUGAAAAGUCAAUUAAUAUUUGUUUAUGAUUCAUGCAAUAACGACAUUAUAGUGUACUUUGGAUUGUUUUACCAUUGUUUGGGGGUAUUAUCGAAUAAUCUUCUGCUAACAAACCCAAUAAUAAGUGUACAAUAUAUUAGAUAGAGUUAAACUAAUUUAAAUGUUAAAGUUAUUAAAUGGACUGACACAUUUUGCAUAUUUAUGAAAUGACACAGAUGAUGUAAAUACAAUUAUUCUUGCAAAAGAGUUAUACUAAGUGAAAAUACAAUCAUUGACAAGAGGAUUUACUACUAACGCAGCAUCAGUUAUUGCAUUCUUACCACAACUAUAAAAGCCAGAUGCGGAUCCAGGAUUUCUGGUUAGGGGGGCGGGAUAUUGAAAGAUUUGCUGGGGGCCCCUGGUGGGUGCAGGGCAAAGGUCUGCUAGGCGGUACAGGGGGGGGGGGGCGAAGAUCCCCGGAAGCUCCAUGAUUAAAGUGAUUUUGAAGGCUUUGACAACCUUUUCUCGAAAAUGCAGCGAAAAGAGAAUCAAUGUGCAAAUAGAGGGAUACAUCAGAAUCGCAAAGUUCUUGAAAACCCGGGCAACAGAAAGUCUAAAAUUAAGACAUUAAGCGAUUGUUUGUGAUCAGUGGAAAAUGUUGUGUACGAAAAAGAAGAAAAAUGUUUGAGCAGGUGGUUUACAUCAAUUUAAGUGUGAAACAUAAAAUAAAUUGACUUUAAUUUGAAUAUUUUAGGGGGGGGGGGGCGCCGCGUCCGCCCUCCUUGGAUCCGCCUAUGAAAGCCAUCGUUAAAUCAUUACACUUUGGUUUUCUUUGUUUUUAACGUUGAUUUGUACAAUAGUAUCACAGUAGUUAGUUUUAUGCUUUAUUAGCUAUAUGUAUAUAUUCUGGACUGCUUUCAUAGAGGGACGUGUUAACAUAUUUCCGUUAUUUUGAAAAAUCUCAUUUAAUUGUGUUUACUAUAUGUAAUAGUUCAAAAUAAUGUUGCUUUUUGCGAUUUGAAGUUUUAUAUGGAAAUAUCAGUGAUUUGAAAAAAUAAUGCACUGCUUCAACCGGAAAUUAAAAGUGAACAUUAUCCAUAAUUUACUGUGAAAGGACGACCUUUUUUGGACGUCAUUAAUUAUACGGAUCUCUCCAGUUUCCUCUACUGAAUGUUAAUAAACGGCAAACGACAUUAAAUAAACAAUUUAUGAGUGCGUUCAUUUUGGUGGAACGUCGAUUUGAAUUCACUCGUGAUCAAAAAAUUAUGGCGUGGCAGAAAGAUUAUUUUCUUUGAUCACUCAUGCAUUAAAAUCGAUAAUCUGCCGAUAUACAAAUAUAUAUAUAAGAGCAGAACAACUUACAUUCACCAUGAUUCGAACUAAAGACCUUUGGAGGCAAACGCUAACUUUUUAACACUGGAUCACUCAGGCCUUUGAUACCAACAGACAAUUUAAACGCUUGUAAGUAAUGCGUUUAUUUGUGAACUUAUCAACGAAACGCAUUAUAUAAGCUUUUUUCAAAUUUCAAUUAAUGAUUAUCAAAAUCGAUCGAUGUUAUUUACAAUUAUCGGAUUGUAUACUGUUAUCGUGCUUGUAUGAAUAUAUUGCUAACAUUCAUUGAUUAAUCUAUUAGUUUUAAUUUGAAAAUUAUCACGUUGCAAAAUUGUGAACAAGUCCCUUUAAUAUAGUAUUCGUACCAACUACACUGCAUAUCCCAGUAGAAAUGUACGUCGUAGUGUGUGCAUAUACUGUGUUUUAUUUUGUCAUAUUUGAUGUGUAUAUUAAUGUUAACCUCAACUGUAUAACUCCAUUUAACACUCGCAAUUGUUUGCAUUGAGUUGCUGAUUCAGCGACAGUCACUCCUACUUUGUAUAUUUAUAAUUGGCUAUGUUUUCAAUGACGUUGAAUGCUGGGCAUUAAUAGCAUACUACAAUUUAAUGUCGUAUAAGUCUGUUGUCCGAAGUGUAUUUCGCUUCAUGAUCAUUAAAAUAUUGGUUUAAAAUUUGUUGCUGUUAAUAUAGCAAUCAUGUUUUCGAUAAUGGAUAGAACCAAUCUAAGUAACCACUUUAACAAUAUGUUUCACAAGUGUGUUUAAUAAAUAAACUAAAUGCUGACAUUAAACUGUUCUGCGCUGUA